CAGAGGCGAGGCGUUCCCGACGGGGUGUCUGCCGGGGCUCCCCCUCAUCCCCUCCCGCCUGCUCCCCGCGGCCUGAGCCGCCCUCUGUCCGCCCCGCGACUGGCUCACAGCUAGCUGGCUCGGCCUGCUUCCCGGGCCUGAAAGCGACGGGGAGGCGAUCCUGCCUCGGUGCCGGGUGCGGGAACGUCCCGGGUCCGUGGGACUGGAGGGGAACGGGCGGGGCUCUCACCUUUCAGCAGCGCUUCCUGCGGCCGCGUCGCCGCUCCAAACUUUAGCGUGUCCGAAGUUAGAGAGGUGCGUGAGGCCGUGAGGCGAGCCGGGGCGGCUGGAAGUCGACAGCACGAAGCGGCGACCCCCGAGCCCCUCGGCUGCUAGCACCCAAGUUCGCCGGCGCAGGUCCCUUUAAGGGCCCGGCCCUCCGCAGAGCGCACGUGAGCGGCCUCCGGAAGCCUGCGCCGAGCCCCUACUCCGACGCUUGCGGGCCAAGGAAGUCAUCUGCCCUGCACCUCGCCUCUGACGUUAGUGGAAACUGAGGCCCAGGAGAGGGCACACGCUGCCCAAGCGCCGGAGUACUGGAGCCCUGCUGGACUGGAUGCUAUGAGUUGCUAAAAGUGAGCCUGGCUUUUUCGCUGCCUUGGGGUGCUGAGAGGGAGUCCCAGAAAGAAUCAUGCCGGAUCUCCUACUACUGGGCCUGAUUGGGGCCCUGACGCUGCUGUUGCUGCUGACGCUGCUGGCCUUUGCUGGUUAUUCAGGACUGCUGACUGGGGUGACAGUGAGUGCUGGAUCACCCCCAAUCCGCAACAUAACUAUGGCCUACAAGUUCCACGUGGGGUCCUAUGGUGACACUGGGCACCUUUUCACGGAGAGCUGCAGCAUCUCUCCCAAGCUGCGUUCCAUCGCUGUCUACUAUGACAACCCCCAUACGGUGCCUCCUGAGCAGUGCCGCUGUGCAGUCGGCAGCAUCCUGAGUGAAGGGGAGGGGUCGCCCUCACCUGAGCUCAUCCACCUCUAUCAGAAAUUUGGCUUCAAGAUAUUCUCCUUUCCAGCACCUAGCCAUGUGGUAAUAGCUACUUUCCCUUACACCACCCCCAUAUCCAUCUGGCUGGCUGCCCGCCGAGUCCAUCCUGCCUUGGAUUCCUACAUCAAGGAGCGGAAGCUGUGUGCUCACCCUCGCCUGGAGAUCUACCAGCAAGACAAGAUCCAUUUCAUGUGUCCACUGGCGCGGCAAGGAGAUUUCUACGUGCCAGAGGUGAAGGAGACAGAGCGGAAAUGCCGGGAGCCUGCGGAGGCCACUGACACCCAGACGGAUGGCACAGGAGCUGAUACAAGUGAUGCAAGUUCUGUCAGCCUGGAGGUUCGCCCUGGCAGCCGGGAGACUUCAGCCACCACACUUUCUCCUGGAGCAAGCAACCGUGGCUGGGACGAUGGUGACAACCGCAGCGAGCACAGCUACAGUGAAUCGGGUGCCAGUGGCUCAUCCUUUGAGGAGCUGGACCUGGAGGGCGAGGGACCCUUGGGAGAACCCCGACUGAACCCCGAAGCCAAGCUUCUGGGGCCCCCUCGGGAGCUCAGCACCCCGGAGAGGGAUGAGGAGUAAUGAUAAGCCCUCAGCCCCCUGUGGUGCGUUUGCUAAGGAACUGAGCAAACUCUCCAGCCCUCUUUUUCCUUAACCUGCCUAGCUUGGGCUGGGAGUACCAGGAGCCUGAGCUGCCCUGCUCCGAGCCUAACCCUCCUUCCUCACUGCCCUUUUGGCUCCCAGGGCCGAAGGAGCCAGAGACUGUUAUCUGCACCAGCCUCCUGGGCUGCCAACUUUGCAGACUCUUAUUGGAGCUUCCAGAACCCAGAAUAAAGUGAAUUACUUUCUUGUUUCACCUGGA
Messenger RNA from Mus pahari (shrew mouse), 1877 nucleotides. RefSeq names its product testis expressed 264, ER-phagy receptor (gene Tex264). The record is from RefSeq and is a predicted model, not a curated record. NCBI's taxonomy places the organism in Eukaryota, Metazoa, Chordata, Mammalia, Rodentia, Muridae. The transcript has 6 exons. Gene Ontology annotation, cellular component: nucleus; autophagosome membrane; endoplasmic reticulum membrane. Gene Ontology annotation, biological process: protein-DNA covalent cross-linking repair; reticulophagy. The coding region runs from base 668 to 1597 and encodes 309 amino acids.